AUGGAAAGACUUAGGUCUGGGAUUUUGAGUAAAGAAGCGUAUGGCAGGCCUAAGAAUUUCAACAUGUCGUUGAUUGAAAAUACCUUCAGGUAUUUUCUCAUAGCUUUCAGCGUCAUUACUGGUAUUCUGGGUAUUGUUGGCAUGGCUCUUUCUUCACUCGCAGCUUUUAAAAAAGACAUCUUUCUGAAAGGACUCAGUGACAUCAAACCAAAGCACAUCGUCGAUCAGUUAACGGACCAAACCGUUUACUACAGUGCUUGUGUUCUGUUUGUCGUAUCAAUCGUCAUAGUUCUGAUCUCCAUUUUGGGUUGUUAUGGGGGCAGCAAUGAAAAUAGAUGUAUGCUCUGCACAUAUUCCAUAGUGAUGUUUAUCCUGAUGUUAUUGAAUCUAAUAUUCCUCUGUUUGCUUUCCAGUGCUCAGUCAAGGAUGGAAGAAGAAAUUCAGACAGGUUUGUGGAUGGCAAUGAACGAGACCAAGGACGAUGAAGAGUUGAGUAAAGUUGUUGACCAAAUCUUCAUCAAUAAUGAAUGCUGUGGUGUGGAUUCCCCUGAAGACUUGAACGGAUAUGAUCACAUCUCGUGCUAUACGAUGGAGGGAAAUGUGGUCGGCUGUAAAGAGAGACUUGAUAAGUACAUUAAUAGAAGUUUCACUGCGAUCAAAGUAAUUUCAAUUAUCACAGCUAUUUUCCAGAACCUUCGACCAAAUUAUUUGGUGGAAAAACUCGCACAUUUCCUUGAAGUUUGCCGCAUCAACCAUAACAAGUCAGCCAGUGUCGAUUGGUUGAGUCAUGUAGCGUUAAUGGCUUUUAUGGCAAAACUGUAG
This is a messenger RNA of Octopus sinensis (East Asian common octopus), 822 nucleotides long. RefSeq names its product 23 kDa integral membrane protein-like. Lineage: Eukaryota; Metazoa; Mollusca; Cephalopoda; Octopoda; Octopodidae. Gene Ontology annotation, cellular component: membrane. The record is from RefSeq and is a predicted model, not a curated record. Bases 1 to 822 code for a protein of 273 amino acids. The transcript is spliced from 8 exons.